Euleptes europaea (tarantolino) is the source of this 435-nucleotide messenger RNA. RefSeq names its product dispanin subfamily A member 2b-like. Lineage: Eukaryota; Metazoa; Chordata; Lepidosauria; Squamata; Sphaerodactylidae. The transcript has 2 exons. Gene Ontology annotation, cellular component: plasma membrane. The record is from RefSeq and is a predicted model, not a curated record. Gene Ontology annotation, biological process: response to type II interferon; response to interferon-alpha; type I interferon-mediated signaling pathway. Bases 1 to 435 code for a protein of 144 amino acids.
AUGCAGCCCGCCCCGCAGCCGCUGAGCCUGCAGCCCUACGACAUGAAGGAGCAGGGCGGACCCGCGCCCCCCUACCCCUACCCCUACCCCCGCGGCGCCGCCGCCGCCCCUUCCCCCAGCCGGCAGCCCCGGGACUUCGUGGUCUGGUCCUUGUUCAACUUCAUCUUCCUGAACGUCUGCUGCCUGGGCUUCGUGGCCCUCGUCUUCUCCUUCAAGUCAAGGGAUCGUAAAGUUGUUGGAGAUGCGGAAGCUGCGGCCAGCUAUGGCACUACAGCCAAGAGUCUGAAUAUUGCUGCACUGGUCCUGAGCAUCCUGUUCCUCAUUCUCAUCAUAGUCCUGGUAGCCUCUGGUACACUAGCUCUGCAACAUAUGUACCAGCUGAACAAGGACAACCGCAUGACUUAUGAAGACUACUUCCAGAAGAAUGGCAAAUAA